CUUGCGGCGGAGUGGGACGAGGGCGCAGGAUCGCUGGCAGCCCGGUGGCCGAAAACCAGCUGUGCUGGUGGGUGCUCGCGAGUGCUCCGGUGAGUGCUGGUGCGCGACCCGCGUCCUCUGUCAACCCUGUCAACACUAUCGACACUAUAGGUACCGUUACCACUGAUCCGUCGGUAUUCCCGAUAUUCUCGAUAUCCUCGAUAUCCCCGAUAUCCUCGAUAUCCUCGUCGACGAUAUCGACACCGUUGACAGGUAACGCGCCGUGCCACCUGGCGGACACGCCAAAGCGGAUCUCGCGAAGGUCUCCAGGGAAGAUGUAGUGCCUGUCCCCGGAGAAGGUGACCUCGGCGCGCGGCCGGAUGCCCUAGAGGCGAGAAAAACCUAGAGCCCCCGAAGCCGUCGCCCGACUCGCCAGCUGGCUGCCGACCGUCGACAUGACGACGAGGGAGCUCUACGUCAAGGGUAGCCGAGUAUGGGUGCCGCAUCGGGAGAAGGUCUGGGAAGGAGCGGUGCUCCUGGAGGACUACAAGCUAAAUCGGAACACCGUCAGGGUGCAAACAGAGGACACGAAUCAGACCAGAACUUUAGUGAUCAAGUCCGACCAGGACCUACCUCCCUUAAGGAAUCCGGACAUCCUCCUCGGGGAGAAUAACCUUACGUCGCUGUCCUUUUUGCACGAGCCCGCGGUUCUCUACAAUCUCCAGAUCCGGUUUCAGCGGCACUGCAUUUAUACUUACUGCGGAAUCGUCCUUGUCGCGUUCAAUCCGUACAAUGAGCUUCCUAUCUAUGGAAACGACACGAUAUGGGCCUAUCGGGGCCAGGCGAUGGGCGAUCUGGAGCCGCACAUUUUCGCGGUCGCCGAGGAGGCCUAUACUAAAUUGGAGAGAGAAGGCCACGAUCAGUCCAUCAUCGUCUCCGGAGAGUCCGGGGCCGGCAAAACCGUAUCGGCAAAAUAUGCAAUGCGAUAUUUUGCUACGGUGGGCGGCUCGUCGACGGAAACGCAAGUCGAGAAGAAGGUCCUCGCCUCAUCUCCGGUCAUGGAGGCCAUAGGAAACGCCAAAACGACCAGAAACGACAAUUCAUCCCGAUUCGGAAAGUUUAUAGAGAUCCAGUUCAACGAGCACUACAAGAUCACCGGGGCAAGCAUGAGAACCUACUUGUUGGAAAAGUCAAGAGUAGUUUUCCAGGCAAACCAGGAAAGGAAUUACCACAUUUUCUAUCAGAUGUGCGCAUCCUCGAAGAAGCUGCCGCAUUUGCACCUGACACGACAGGAAACGUUCCAUUACCUGAACCAAGGAAACGAUCCCAAGAUCAGCGGAGUGAACGACGAAGCCUGCUUCGAUGACACGGUCACGGCGCUCAAUUUACUAGGCUUCUCCCCUAGGCAACAGGAUGAUCUUUUGCGAAUUUUGGCCGCCAUUUUGCAUCUAGGGAAUGUUAACAUUGUGCCAAACACCGAUGCCCAGGGUGAGCAGGGCACGGUGUCCGAUGAUACCGAGGGCUGUUACAUCGCGACGUCCGACAAACAUUUACUGAUCAUCGCCGAGUUGCUGGGGAUAGACGUGAACGCCAUGCGAAAAUGGCUGUGCCACCGGAAGAUCGUCUCGACAAGGGAGACGUUUCUGAAGUCGAUGAGUGCAGAGCAAGCGACAGCUGCCAGAGAUGCUCUGGCCAAGCACAUCUACGCGGAGCUUUUCAACUGGAUAGUGGCGGGUAUCAAUAACUCCCUUCAGUCCCAGAGCAAGUCGCAGUGCUUCAUCGGGGUCCUCGACAUCUACGGAUUCGAGACUUUCGAGGUCAACUCCUUCGAGCAGUUCUGCAUAAAUUACGCUAACGAGAAGCUGCAGCAGCAAUUCAACCAGCAUGUGUUCAAGCUGGAGCAAGAGGAGUACCUUAAGGAAGAGAUCGAGUGGACCUUCAUCGACUUUUAUGAUAAUCAGCCCUGCAUCGACCUGAUAGAAACGAGGCUGGGAAUAUUAGACUUGCUGGACGAGGAGUGCCGAAUGCCGAAGGGAACCGAUUGUUCCUGGGCGGAGAAGCUUUAUGCGAAGUGCGGAAAGUCGAAGCAUUUUGAGAAACCGAGAUUUGGAACCGCUGGAUUCAUCAUUCUCCAUUUUGCGGAUCGCGUCGAGUACGAUGCCACGGGAUUCCUGGAGAAAAAUCGAGACACCGUCAUCGAGGAGCAAAUUGACAUCCUGAGAGAUGGCCAUAACAAGUUGCUGAAGAGGCUGUUCUGCGACGAGGACCCGAAACUGGCGGUGCCAAACGCUAGGGUCAAGAUCUCAGCUCAGAAGUCUACACCCAGUGCCCCCAAACAGAAUAAGAAAACGGUGGGCUCGCAGUUCCGAGACUCCCUGAACCUUCUGAUGGCCACGUUGAACGCGACAACGCCUCAUUACGUUCGUUGCAUCAAACCGAACGAGACAAAGGAGUCCUUCGAGUACAACCCCGUGAUGGCGGUGCAGCAAUUGCGAGCUUGCGGAGUCCUGGAGACGAUCAGGAUCUCGGCUGCGGGAUACCCGAGCCAAAGGACCUAUCCCGAAUUCUUUCAGAGAUACCGAAGUCUCUGCAAGUUCAAGGACAUCAAGAGGGACGACCUGCGGGAGACAUGCCGGCGAAUCCUGGCGACCUGCAUCAGAGACGAGGACAAAUUUAAAUUCGGGAAGACGAAGGUGCUCUUCCGGGCUGGCCAGGUGGCCUACCUGGAGAAACUACGAGCAGAGAAACAGCGAGAUGCUUGCAUAAUGAUCCAGAAGAGCGUCAGAGGGUUCAUAUGCAGGAUCAGGUACAGGAAGAUCCGCAGAGCCAUUCUUGGCUUACAGAGGCAUGCUAGAGGAUACCUCGCCAGGAAGAAGGCGCAGGAAGUACGAAGGCAGAGGGCUGCUGUGAAGAUCCAGAGGUAUGUCAGAGGCUGGCUGAAGAGGAAGUGGUUCCAACAGGUGAGACACACCGUCCUGGGACUCCAGAAAUACGGAAGAGGUGCCAUCGCUCGCGCGAAGUUCAGAAGGAUGCAGGACGAUGCUGCUGCCACUGUUAUUCAGAGAUACGCGAGGGGAUAUUUGGUCAGAAAAGCCUGCGAGAAGAAGUUGAGGGACAUCGUCAUUGUACAGUCUUGUGCCAGGAAGUACUUGGCUAAGAGAGUCUUCAGGAGGCUGAAAGCCGAGGCUAGAAGUGUGGAACACGUCAAGUCGCUCAACAAGGGCCUUGAGAAGAAGAUCAUCAUGCUGCAGCAGAAGAUCAAUGAGAUGGCGAAGGAGAAUCAGCAUCUAAAAGCGGCUCAGCACGAAGUGGGCGAGCUCAAGUCCAAGCUGGAGGUCUUCAAGACCGUAGAGUCGGAGAACAAGAAGCUAAAUGGUGCUCUGGCUGAGAAGGAGCGCGAGAUGGAGAAAAUAAAAGAGGUUGUCCAGAAGGAGAGAGACGAAAAGAUGGACAUUCUGCAGGACAAGGUGAAAACCGCCAAGUCGAAGGAGGAGGAGAUGCAGAAGAUGCGCGAGGAGAAUGAGAAGCUGAAGCGAGACCUCGGAGCAGCCACCGAGAAACUGAAGACGAACCUGAGAGGUGCCGAGGAGAAUCUGAAGCACAGAUUGGAGCAGGAGAAAGAUCUACUUUUGCUUGACCAGGAUCAAGACAGAGGCGCUUACCAGAGAUUAUUAAAGGAAUACCACGAGCUGGAGCACCAUGCUGAAAUGCUCGAACAGAAACUCGCCCAGCACGUUCCUGGGCAUUCUCGCUCUCUCAGCAAUGCGUCCAGCAACAGCGGGGUUGCUCCCAACACGGAAGUUCCCCAGGACGAUCAGAACACCGAUUUUGGUUACGGUUCGGUGAGAUCCACAGCAUCCUCGUCGACCGUGUACUCCAGAGUUGAGACCAUAGACUGGAGCCAGCAACGUUCCGACAGUCCUCCGGAAGUGGACACCAGGGUUGGAAAAUCUCCUUUGGAAGCGAAUGGUCCAGCUCAACCACCAGUAGACGUAGGUCUCGUCCUGAAGCUGCAGCAAAAAUUGAAAGAUCUUGAAAGAGAGAACCACAGGCUCUUCAGGAUGGUCGACGAGCUGGAGCGCGACACCUCCGAGGAGGCGUCCAGGACGCAAGAUUCAUUCAGGCUUCAAGAAUUGGAAAUGGAGAACGAGAAAUUGAGGAAAGAUUUGGGCUCUCUAAGACAAACGGUCUCCGAAGCAGAUUCCACAACUGCUCAACAAACUCUGAUGGGACAAUUCGAGGCGCUUCACGAAGAGCUCGCUCGACGUAGAGAAGAGUGCAUCCAGCUUCACAGCGUAUUGGCCGAUCAUACCCGAAGAAUGAAAAGUUUAGGUUCGAAUUACGGAAGGGACGUCGACAUCAUAAACGAGGACGGGGAGCUGGUGCUGGCCUUCGAAGCCCAGAAGAAGAUAAACAGACAACUGGAAGACGAGCUGCAGUCCAAGGAGAAGGGAUGGCGAAGCCAGCGAGACGAGUGGCGUGGAGAGAUGGACAGGUUGCAAGAGCAAAUCCAAAAGCAAGAGAAACUGCUCUCCUUCAAUUUGAACAAAUCUCCUCAAACGCAGACCGAAGCGUACAUGCAGCACGAGAUCACCAGGCUGGCGACGGAGAACUUGGAUCUGCAGGAGAAGUACGACAAACUGGCCGAGGAAUGCCGGAAGCUGAGAAAGCAGUGCAAGGUCCUUGCGAAACGCCUCAGGGAUGCUGGCUGCGACGAAGACGAUAAGGGAAACAAGACUCGUCCUCACGGCAUAAAGAGUGCCGUGCCAGACAGCGUGGAGUCUGUAAAUGACGCCGUGGUCUCCACAACAACGCAUUCAUCCGGUGAAAGCGGAAGUAACAUGCCGGCGAUCAGAAAGAAAGAAAGAGACUACGAGGGGAUGUUCGAGUUCCGAGCGGAGGACAUCGGCGUGAUAAUUCGACACCUCGUGAUAGAUCUGAAGCCCAGAGUGGCGGUGACCUUGCUGCCUGGUCUCCCAGCCUACAUCCUCUUCAUGUGCAUAAGACACACCGACUGCAUAAACGACGACGAGAAGGUACGCUCCCUUCUGACGGAGUACCUGAAUGCGGUGAAGCGCGUUAUGAAGAAGCGCGAGGACUUCGAGUCGAGAGUUCUGUGGCUGAGCAACAACCUGAGAUUGUUGCACACCAUGAAGCAGUACUCCGGGGACAAGCCCUUCCAGAUAGAGAACACCCCUCGGCAGAACGAUCAGUGUCUGCGUAACUUCGACCUCAGCGAGUAUCGGACCGUCCUCAGUAACGUGGCCCUGUGGAUCUUCAACAACAUCGUGACCAACCUGAAGGAGCGCAUCCAGGCGUUGACGGUGCCUGCCUUGUUGGAGCACGAGGCGAUCUCUGGAUUGAACUCGAACAAGCCAGGUCGACCUCGCUCCUCGUCGAUGGGAGAGGAGCCGGACUCCACCCAGCAGAAGCUGGACAAGCUCCUCGACGAGCUCAGCUCGGUGCAUAAGAUCCUACAGUACCACGGGGUGGACCCGGAGAUCAUCGUGCAGCUCUUCAAGCAGCUCUUCUACUUCAUGUGCGCGAGCGCCCUGAAUAACCUGUUGCUGAGGAACGAGCUGUGCCACUGGACCAAGGGCAUGCAGAUCAGGUACAACUUGAGCCAUCUUGAACAGUGGGCGAGGGACCAGAAGCUCGUAGCAGCCGCGGAAGCUCUGCAGCCCAUCAUUCAAGCCGCCCAGCUCCUGCAGGCCAGGAAGACGGACGAGGACGUGCAAUCCGUCUGUGACAUGUGCAAUAAGCUCACCGCUAAUCAAAUUGUGAAAAUCCUGAACCUGUACACCCCGGCGGACGACUUCGAGUUAAGGGUCCCGGUUUCGUUCAUUAGGCAGGUACAGGUCAAGCUGAACGAGCGAGGGGAGAACAACGACCAGCUCUUAAUGGACCUGAAGUACUCCUACCCGGUGCGGUUCCCAUUCAACCCGUCGAACAUCCGGCUGGAGGACGUCGAAAUCCCCGAGGUGCUCCACCUGCACAUGCUCAAGAAGGUCUAGAUUGUAAAUUUAAGAAUCCACGUAUUUGCGGGGCCAGUGCUGGGCCAAGUACCACUCCGGAUAUUAUACGUCGCACGACUCUUCAGCUUAUCCCACGAAGUAUCUAUAUCGCAAAAAUCGUACUUCUAAGUGACUAAUCGAGCAGCUUCUUCCAGGUCAUGUUAUCCGGACUAGACAUUGCAAGAAGCCUUGCAACUUGAAAUGUAGACUUCUAUCGAAUCUCCGAGGAUCUCUUUGACAGCUAAAAAAAUUAAUUUCUGCAUUUAUUAAUCACUUAAAUACAUUCCACUCGUAAUAGGGACUUGGAACGUUCUAACUGAUUAAUUAAGCAGCUACGUUGAGAUCAAGUUAUCCGGUAGGCACUGCAAAAAGCCUUGCAACUUGAAACUUCUAUCGAGUCUCCGAGGAUCUCUUUGAUAGCUAAAAAAAAUUAAUCGCUGCAUUUAUUAGUCACUUAAAUGCAUUCCACUCGGAGUAGGGACUUGGAACGUUCUAACUGACUAAUUAAGCAGCUACGUCGAGAUCAUGUUACCCGGCAGGCACUGCAAAAAACCUUGCAACUUGAAACGUAGAUUUCUAUCGAGUCUCGGGGGAUCUCUUUGACAGUAAAAAAAUUAAUUUCUGCAUUUAUUAGUCACUUAAAUGCAUUCCACUCGGAGUAGGGACUUGAAACGUUCGAAGUGACUGAUUAAGCAACUCCUUCCAGAUCAUAUUGUCUGGUAGGCACUAUAAAAAGCCUUGCAACUUGAAACGUAGACUUCUAUCGAAUCUCAGGGGAUCUCCCUGAAAGCUAAAAAGAUCAAUAGCUGCGUUUAUUAGUCACUUAAAUGUAUUCCACUCGGAGUAGGUACUCAAAACGCGCAUUCCAAUUGUUCCUUAGACACUUCCGACGUACCGCUUCGACUACGGCCCAGCGUUGGUAUUAGUGGGCAUUAAUUAAUCGAUGAUCGAGUUCGAUAUUAAAUUCCGCUUAGGCCGCUUCGUCGCGAUGAGGAAGUGCCGCCGAGGCGUUUUCUACGCGAUUUUCGUUAUCUCAUUUCUCUUCCUAUCUUUAUUCUUUUUACUCGAGUGAUAAUUUGUACUUACGGAAACCUAAGUGCGUACUUAAACAGGCGCGCUUCCGCCGUGCCGAGCAUUAGAAUUUCUAGUAGACCUAUGAUUUUUCACUUGAGUCUACAAGGCAUACAGGCACAUAUCUUUCUUCGUCAAGCGUCAAUUUCCGGGUGUUUUGGCGAAAAGUAUGCGAAUCUAAAUCAGGGAUGGGCUAACGUUAAGAGGGCCCCCUCAUUAGGUUAAGCUUCGUCUCUAUCGAAUCGGUAUUUAUUGGUGCACUAGGUGUCGCAAUUAACCAGUUAGAACCACGCCUAAUUAUUCCCAAGGAUAAGGAGUCGCGGUGAUCUAACGCGAGCAAUAAUUGUAUAAAUAUGUAUUCAGCGUUAAUUAUGCCCGUCUCUGAUUAAACGGCGUGCUAAAGAGCUUUGUAAAGGACCCUCUUUACCGAGUGAGCUUACCGACAUUACAGUUUCUUCUUUGUCCAUCAGCCUUGGUGGGACAAAGAGUCGCUUCUUCGCGUAAAUACCUGAACCAGGGAGUAUGUUUUUCUUCAUUAUUAUAAAUCCUCAUGAACUAGCGAUGUUAUUAACAAAUUAUUUCUUCGAUACUACUUGUACCGUCUGGAGGAAAAAACAAGAUGGCGAGAGGUGCUUUUAAGGUAACGCUCUUUAGAACGGAAGUAUUUUAUUACCGCUUGUUUCUUCAUCUCCAAAAAUCCUGAGAAAUUAAUCGGAUCGGUUAACUCACCCGGUAACGAUGGCUUGUAAAGUGCUUCGAGACAGUGUAUUAGCUAUGGAGCUAGAUAAGGAGGACGAUAAGGAAUCCUUUGGUGGUUUGUAAAAAGGAAAGUAGCCUUAGCGUAGCAAUUUAGUUGUACCAUACAUUGUAGGGUCAUUACUUGCCCUCGAUUCUCGACGAUGCUUCGACAGGCUCUAAUUAGCCCUCUGUAUAGACGAAUGCCGAGUAUUUAUACAUAGCCUUAAAGUUAAUCGUUAAUGUAAAAUCCAACGAGAGAAUGUCUAAAGAGUGAAAGAGAGUGCGCAAGAGAAUAAAAGAAGAACUCACAUCACCUUCCAUUUUAUAUGUAUAUCAUGCGAAUAUUAUAUUGAGUAGACUGUAUAUUUUGUGAUACGAGAAAGAAGGAGAAGAGAGAUAUUAUCGAAGAGCCGGGAGAGAAGGAGAGAGAUAUUGAAUUGUGAAUUAAGACAGAGGUAUAUUAUACAUAUAUAUAUAUAUAUAUAUUAUAUAAAUUGUUAUUGCGUUAUAUCGUUUAAAGAGCGCAUGACCGUACCGACUGCAGAUAGUGCCAUUUUACUAUUAGAUUCGUAGGUACGUCAUAGCUCGAUACCUGUUCCUCGUCAUUCAUCGAUGUGCGAUUGACCUUUACACGUGUAAGGAUGACACACUUGCGCAGUAUAGGGCUUUGACUCCUGUGUGUGAGGGCCUUGGGAAUGAUAACACGGGUGCACACGUUAUGUACUUGGGUAAAACGCUUGCCGCGUCACGUAGAACCUGAGACUCUGCAUCACUGUACGUCCGAAUAUUGAGAAAUAAAAUCUACACAUGACGUUUCACUUC
This is a messenger RNA of Orussus abietinus, 8624 nucleotides long. It is a transcript of the gene didum, whose product is annotated as unconventional myosin-Va. Gene Ontology annotation, cellular component: vesicle; actin cytoskeleton; cytoplasm. Bases 435 to 5993 code for a protein of 1852 amino acids. Gene Ontology annotation, biological process: vesicle transport along actin filament; actin filament organization. The transcript has 20 exons. Gene Ontology annotation, molecular function: microfilament motor activity; actin filament binding; ATP binding. The record is from RefSeq and is a predicted model, not a curated record. Lineage: Eukaryota; Metazoa; Arthropoda; Insecta; Hymenoptera; Orussidae.